Molecule: messenger RNA, 432 nt
Organism: Hevea brasiliensis (rubber tree)
Lineage: Eukaryota; Viridiplantae; Streptophyta; Magnoliopsida; Malpighiales; Euphorbiaceae
Product: small acidic protein 1
Exons: 1
Coding region: 16-276 (86 amino acids)
Source: RefSeq, a predicted model, not a curated record
ACGGUUUUAUAUAUAAUGCCUUUCUUGACAGUUCUAGUUUCUUCAGAGCUCAAAUCCCUGCAAUUUUCUAGAAUACGAGAAAGAGACAUGAAGCCGAUGCAGAUGGAUUUCUUCGCGGACAUGGAGGAGCAGGGAUCUACAGUUGCGAUGGACGUGGAUGACGUUGAUCCACUGGAGAUCUUCGGCGAAGGUGUUAUCAACGUCGACAAUAAGCUUGCCGACGCCGAUUUCUUCAACAAUUUCGAGGACGAUUUCGAUGACUCCGAUAUCAAUUAAUCCUCUUUUGUUCCCUACCGCAACUGCCUAUAUACCUUUUCUUUUGUAUCUAUUGUGGGAAAUUUGAGGGGGAAAAAAGAGGAGAUACGGUAUGCAUGGAAACGAUUUGUCGUUUGGGUGAUUAUAUACUUUAAUUGAAUUUGUAUGGAUGCAUUA